Vombatus ursinus (common wombat) is the source of this 1415-nucleotide messenger RNA. RefSeq names its product G protein-coupled receptor 18 (gene GPR18). Lineage: Eukaryota; Metazoa; Chordata; Mammalia; Diprotodontia; Vombatidae. Gene Ontology annotation, molecular function: G protein-coupled receptor activity. The transcript is spliced from 4 exons. Gene Ontology annotation, biological process: positive regulation of Rho protein signal transduction; phospholipase C-activating G protein-coupled receptor signaling pathway. The coding region runs from base 374 to 1366 and encodes 330 amino acids. Gene Ontology annotation, cellular component: membrane. The record is from RefSeq and is a predicted model, not a curated record.
AUGCUUUUUCUUUUUUUUUUUUAAAGCAGCUUUUGGGGAAGUCAAAAGUUAUUUAUUUUCUCAUACAAAGGAAGAAGAACUGAUGACUACUCGAGAAGAAAAGUAAGAAGUGAUUGCCUUAUGAACAACAACUUAUUUUAGAGCAAGUUAAAAAAAAAGCAACAGAAGGACUUCUCAUCUUUUACAGAUUUGGGGACACUGAAAAAGGAUUACCUACAUAUAACUUUAAUGCAUAGAAGGGGAAACAUACUGAGAAAUGAUGGUGAUAUGAAAAGAGAAGAUAUCAAUAAAUAUUUGCUUUUUUAAAAAAAAAAGCCAAAAAACUCCCCCUGUGCUUCACAACACUGAAGUAUCAUGUUCAACAAGAAAUAAGAUGGCUACCCAAAAUAACCCAAAUCAUUCUGUUUCUACUAACUUACAACCAGAAGAAUACAAGAUUGCAGCACUGGUAUUCUAUAGCUGUAUCUUCAUAAUUGGAUUAUUUGUUAAUGUGACUGCUCUAUGGGUCUUCAGUUGUAGCACCAAGAAGAGAACAACUGUAACUAUCUAUAUGAUGAAUGUAGCAUUAUUGGACAUAAUCUUUGUAUUGUGCUUACCCUUCCGUAUGGUUUAUUAUGGAAAAGGUAAAUGGAUCUUUGGGGAAACUUUCUGUCACAUUCUUGGAGCUCUCACAAUGUUUUAUCCAAGUAUUGCCCUUUGGCUUCUUGCCUUUAUUAGUGCCGAUAGAUACAUGGCUAUUUUGCAGCCUAAACAUACCAAAGAACUUAAGAAUACAAGCAAAGCAGUGCUAGCUUGCGCUGGAAUUUGGAUAAUGACUCUUGCAACUACCACCCCUCUAUUAUUUUUAAAUGAAGAUCCAGAUAAAGACACCAACCCUGCCAGCUGCCUGAAAAUUUUUGACAUAAUCCACUUGAAAGCAAUUAAUAUGCUGAACUUUACUCGUCUGAUUUUUUUUUUCUUGAUUCCUCUUUUUAUCAUGAUUGGAUGCUAUUCAUUCAUUAUUAAUAGUCUCCUUCGUGGCCGGACUUCUAAGCUGAAACCGAAGGUCAAGGAAAAGUCCAUAAGAAUAAUUAUUACUCUCAUUGUACAAGUGCUUGUCUGCUUUGUUCCCUUUCAUAUUUGUUUUGCUUUUCUAAUGCUGCAACGUGAGGAAAACAGCUAUAAUCCAUGGAGUACCUUUACCACUUUCCUCAUGAAUCUCAGCACAUGUCUGGAUGUUAUACUCUAUUAUAUUGUCUCAAAACAAUUUCAAGCUCGCGUCAUCAGUGUCAUGCUAUAUCGAAAUUAUCUUCGAAGCGUGCGCAGGAAGAGUUUUCGGUCAGGCAGCUUACGGUCACUAAGCAAUAUAAAUAGUGAAAUGAUAUGAUUGGUCCUUUUAAAAAAUCAAGUAUUAAAGAAUUUCUUUUUGCUACUAA